AUGGCACUGCUUAAGCGAUCAGCCCCCAGAACUGCUCCAGCCAAAGAGAGCUCGGCAAAAAAGGCGAAGAAGGAAAAGCCUGUACGUUCGGACCGGGCGGGCUCUUCAAGUGAUAGUGAAUCCGAAGAAUCCGAACCAGAGUCCGUACAUGAAUCGGAAGAGGAGUUGUUCGAAUUCUCGGACGAUUCCUCGGAUGAUUCCGAAUCUGAGGAUGAGUCUGAAGAGCAGCUCACGCUGCAGAAGUACAUUCCGGUGGUUUUGAGGGAUACCCCCAAGGUAACCCCGAAACGUCGGAUUAUCAAAAUGGACGACCGUGAAAAGUGUAAGCAGUAAAUUAUACUUGAAAAGCACAGAAUUUAAUGUAAUUUUUCAGUCACCGUCAUACAAACGAUUGGAAAAGGCACGUUCGGAAAAGUCGUCAUGGUAACCAAUCGAAUGGUACGUUGAAAACGUUUCUUUCUCUAUUUGAUUGUUGUUUGUAGGGUGAGCGAAAAGCGUUGAAAAUAUUUAGAGGAAGAUACAGCGAGGUGAAUCAGUCCUCGAAAGCUGAAAGGAUGGUGAGUGAAUGAAAUACCAUCAACUUUUGGGUUUGAAUGUAAUCAUUCUAGAUGUUGUGGCGCUUGAGAACGGCGACGCAUCGGAACUUGGCAACCGCUUACAAAGUGGGGCAGUUGGUAACGUGUAUAGCGGGCCACACGCAAAUUAUCAUAAUAAUGCCGCUAUUGGGACCAUCGUUGUUCGACGUGAUGGAGAGAAGUCGGAGAGUGAACUAUGACAAUGAAUAUUCGUUUCCCGUUGAUGACAUCAUUGCAUUUGGGAGCCAAAUGAUCGCCGCACUGAAAAAGCUUGAAGAGCUCAACAUUGUUCACUUGGAUGUCAAACCUGCGAACGUGUUCUUCAGUAAUCCCGAUCUGGAAGUGUCGCUGCAAGCAGUAAAAGACGGACUUUUCUUCACGCACUGCUCGGAUCUGAGAAUCAAAAUUGGAGAUUUUGGAAGCGCCGAGAUUAUUUCUGAAGAUGAUGAGGAGGAAGAAGCAUAUGAGGUCCAGCCAAGGUUCUAUCGGGCUCCUGAAAUAUUCUUAGGUUAGUUCUUUAAAAAAUUAUUUUUUAUAUCUAAUCUGAUCUAUUUUUUGUUUUCAGGGCUUCCAUUCACAACCACCUCGGACGUUUGGUCUAUCGGAUGCAUUUUAUGCGAGAUAUACACAGGAUGUUUGCUGUUCGAUGAUGUCAGCGACCGGCCGCCGCUCGUCUCUCAAUACUUCAUGAUGAAGGCCGUGCUCCAACAGGAGCCAACACAGGAAAUGUUGGAAGAAGCCGAAGAGAACAGGUAAGCAAAUGAACUGGUCAAAGAAGGCAACUUUUGAACUGUUUUUUUAAAGAGAUGACCGAUAUUUGGAAAUCUGCAGCGGUCAAGAAUGGGAGAAGGAUAUCGGGCCAUUCCCCUUGCUGAAGGUGAGUCAAACAAUGAUUUUUUUUUUCUUACGCAUCUCGUUUCAGGAAAGAAUUCGUGAAGGUGAAACCCAAGCGAAAGUUCCCGAGCUGUUCGACUUUAUCGAAUUCCUUCUUGAAUUCGAUCCGUCUGACCGUCCUACUUUCACCGAUGCCAGCAGCCACUCGAUUUUUGACUGA
Messenger RNA from Caenorhabditis sp. 36 PRJEB53466, 1629 nucleotides. Lineage: Eukaryota; Metazoa; Nematoda; Chromadorea; Rhabditida; Rhabditidae. The record is from the annotation of a GenBank genome assembly.